Pichia kudriavzevii is the source of this 2340-nucleotide messenger RNA. RefSeq lists its product as uncharacterized. Gene Ontology annotation, molecular function: dihydroneopterin aldolase activity; dihydropteroate synthase activity; 2-amino-4-hydroxy-6-hydroxymethyldihydropteridine diphosphokinase activity. Gene Ontology annotation, cellular component: mitochondrial envelope. The record is from RefSeq and is a predicted model, not a curated record. Lineage: Eukaryota; Fungi; Ascomycota; Pichiomycetes; Pichiales; Pichiaceae. The transcript has a single exon. Gene Ontology annotation, biological process: tetrahydrofolate biosynthetic process. Bases 1 to 2340 code for a protein of 779 amino acids.
AUGAGUGAUAUCUCUGACAAUGGAGAUACUGUAUUGACGAAGGAUUUAAGGUUCUCGGCGUUGGUCAACAAUACUAAGAAGGAGUUGUUCAUUACCACUAAAUUCAAAACUGAUUUUACCAAAGCUUCAUCCACGGAUGAUUUGCGAUAUUCAAUCAAUUAUGCUACUGUCUGUCAAGAUUUCAAAGAUUUUGAAGCCCUGAAUGAAACCAAAAGCUUUAAAUCCAUUUCUAGUUUAGGGUUGUCAUUGUUGUCUAAAGCGGCAUUUAAACAGGUGUGUUCAUCUAUUACAAUGACAUUAAAGUGUAAAGAACCAAAGUUUGACACACAUGUCGAAUUGAAUAGGAAAUUAGAUAAUUGGGGGAACAUUGUCCCAACUGAAAUUGACAAGAUUUACUUGAAAAAUAUCUCUUUAAACACAAUCAUUGGUUUGUAUACUUUUGAAAGAUUUCAAAAACAACCUAUUGUUUUGGACAUCAGAAUAGAUGUUGAUUUUUCAAAAACUGAUCCGGAUAUUGCUGGGGUAGGAAAAUCGAUUUACAAGUAUGUGGAAAAGUCUAAUUUUAAAACAGUGGAAGCGUUGGUAUUGAACGUCAAUAAACUUAUCUAUAAGUUACUGCCGGAUGCUUCAGACUGUGAAGUCUGUGUCUUAAAAACAGAUAUAAUAGAAUAUAGUGACGUGGGAGUAUCCACAAGGAAAACUAGGGAAGAAAUUAUGAAGCUAGACUUCGAAUUAGUAGAGUUUGAUGAGAAUGACUUGACGACCGAGAAGUUCGUCAUACCAAACCUCAAUCGAGAAACCCAAAUUGAUCUUGAAGUGGAGGAUCACAUAGCCUUUUUAGCGUUUGGAUCAAAUGAGGGGCAUCAAUUGAACAAUAUCAUGAAGGCGAUUGCUGAAUUAAACGCACAUCCUAAAAUAAAAGUGUUGCAAACCUCAUCGUUGUACAAAUCCAAGCCAAUGUACUACUUGAAUCAACCUGAUUUUAUCAAUGGAUGUUUGAAGAUAACAACAACAUUAACACCACAUGCUCUUUUGAAGGUGCUGAAACAGAUCGAGUAUGGAACUUUGAAUCGUGUGAAGAAGUUCAACAAUGGUCCGAGAACCAUUGACCUUGACAUCAUCCUCUAUGAUUCGGCAAUUAUUAAUUCUCCUGACCUCAAUAUUCCUCAUAUUAGAAUGAUAGAACGCUCGUUUGUGCUAGUUCCUUUAUGUGAGUUGUUACCUCCGGACUUUGUACAUCCUGUAACAGCGGAAUGCGUUCACGAUCAUAUGAAACAGCUACUAUUAAGCGCUCCUCCACCUAGUGAAAUUCAAGAAUCAAGUGACCUUAUCUCAUUGGUUCCUCUUCCUACCAGAUCUACAGAUAAUGCGACAUUUAGGUAUCUAGAAUAUGAUUUAGUUCAUCGGAAAACACCCACUCAGUUGAUGGCGAUACUUAACGUCACUCCUGACUCUUUUAGUGAUGGAGAAGAAGAGAAUUUGAAUUUGAACAGAACAAUGGAGAAAGUUGAUGAAAUGGUGGCCAAUAAAAUCGAUAUAAUUGAUAUUGGUGGUUGUUCAACCCGUCCUGGAUCUGUCCAGCCACCUGUUGAGGAAGAGUUAAAUAGGGUGCUACCGGUAGUAAGAGCCGUUAAGGAGAAGUAUGGUGACAGAAUUACUGUGAGUAUUGAUACAUAUCGUGCUAAAGUUGCCGAGGAGUCUAUCAAACUUGGUGCUGAUAUGAUUAACGAUAUUAGUGCUGGGUCAUUUGAUAAAAGCAUGUAUGAUGUUAUUGCCAAAUACAACGUUCCAUAUAUCAUCAACCAUACCAGAGGCGACAUAAGCACUAUGGCUUCCUUGACCAAUUAUCAACAAACUGAGGAUGGAGAAGGUAUUAAGAUUUUUAACGAACGAAGAAACCAAGAGGAUGUUAUUACGACUGAAGUCUCCAAGGAGUUGGCAAAAUCAUUAUCUGAAAUGUAUGCUAGGGGAAUCCGAAGAUGGCAGAUAAUUUUAGAUCCAGGUUUAGGCUUUGCGAAAUCCUUGCAUGAAAAUUUGAUUCUUAUCAGGCACUUGCCAUUCUUUAGCAAAUAUAAGCAAUUCAACAACAAAACAGGGGAAUUUAUCAGCUUUGAUUAUCUUCCAAUUUUGCUUGGGCCUUCAAGAAAAAAGUUCAUUGGCACAAUUACCAGUAAAGGAACCGCUGCUGAAAGAAUAAACGGCACUAGUGCAUCAAUUACUGCAGGCAUAGGAUUUGGUUCUGACAUUGUUAGAGUUCAUGAUUUCAAAGAAAUGAAAGAUGUUUGUUUGAUGGGUGAUGCUAUUUACAAGAAUAUUCUACCGAAAAAAAAAACUGAUUGA